AUGAAGUUCGGCCACAAUCUUGCCCGCAACCAGGUCCCCGAAUGGGCUUCCCACUACAUCAACUACAAGGGCCUGAAGCGGCUCGUCAAGUCGGCGGCUGAGGCUGUCAAGAAUGGAGCAGAGGCCGAUCUGGCGGAAUUUUUCUACUCGCUCGACCGCAACCUCGAAGAUGUCGACGGCUUCUACAACAAGAAGUACGCCGAGUCGGCGCGCAGGCUGAAACUGCUCCACGACCGCUUCGGCCGCGCCACCCUGUUCUCCGACGGCAUCGACAGGGAUGAGUUGGAGGACCUCGUCGGCGCCCUGCUCGAGCUGCGCGGCCAGUUGAGGAAGCUGCAAUGGUACGGCGAGGUCAAUCGCAGAGGCUUCGUCAAGAUCACGAAGAAGUUGGACAAGAAGGUGCCCAACUCGUGUACCCAGCAGCGCUAUCUGGCCACCAAGGUUGACCCAACCCCGUUUGCUACAAAUCACAAGUUGCAGCAAGACAUGAAAGCCAUCAACGACUGGCUUUCCGGGCUUGGCGAGGCCAAGGUGUUCGACGACGCCAGCUCCGUCCACUCCACUGCCUCCCUGAAGAGGGUGUCGUCGAAAGCCGUCCUCAACCUGCCCUCGGGCCUGUUAGAUACCCUAGACCAGGCCAUCCGGAAUGAUGACGCCUCGAAGCUAGAGGGGCUCCUUCAAGACGCGAGAGCGGGAGAGGACACGGGUAGUCCUGCUUAUCAGAAGCUGCUCCUCAACCUCCUGCAGCGCUCCCUCUCUUCCAGGUCCCGGCAGUGCGUCCAGAAACUGCUGUCUCAGCUCACAUCCCUCGAUGACGAGGACGACCUGAACAAGCGGAACUGUAUUCAUAGACUGGUGAUCGCUGUCGGCCGUGCAAAAACUAGCGAGGCCCAGAACGGCGGCCAAAGCCAGAGUGCGGGCCCUUUCCUUGGAAUUCCGAACGAUGCCGCGAAUUUCAUCUCCCCAGCCGAGUCUCCAGUGCACCUGCCUCCGACAGUCUCCAUCACCGAGCAGCAGUCGAACAAGCUGCUGGCUGCCGAUGACGAGUCCGUCCUUGUGCUCUCCUUCCUCCUCGACAGCUUGAAGCCUGAGCAACGCUCCGCGCUAUCAGCUCGGGAUUCCUAUGGAAGACUUCCGCUCCACUAUGCUGCCCAGUAUGGCUUCGUCGUCAUCUGCAAGAUCGUCAUCGAGCACAUGCAGAAAUGGGGUCAGUUCGACGUUUCCCGUGGGAUUGAUUCUCCCGAAUGGCAUGACUCGGACGGUUACGCGCCUCUCCACCUCAGUGUCAUUGGUGGUCACCCUCUGACGACGAAGACGCUUUUGGACUCGGAGAGAUGGCAGGACUCUGACGAGAAGAUCUCCAUCCGGAAGUCGGUGUCCAAGUCUGGCGCUGUGUUGUCGCUCGCCGCAAAGUCCAACUUCGUCCAGAUCGUAAAACUUCUGGUCGAUGCUGGCGUGGACAUCAACUAUCAGGAUGAGCAGGGCGAGACUGCCUUGCAUCUGGCAGCUCGCUACGGCCACACCGAAUGCGCAAAGACGCUCAUUGCCGGGACUUCGGAUCAAACGGCCAACAUCGAACUUGCUGAGAACGCUUUUGCCUGGACUCCUCUUUUCAUCGCCUGCGUCGAUGGCCAUUUGGACGUCGCCAAGCUGCUCAUCGAGGCCGGAGCAGAGUUGGACAAGGCGGAUCUGUCCGGCUGGACACCCAAGGAGCAUGCUGCCUUGAGAGGUCAUUUGGAUAUCGCAAACAUUUUGGCCGAGCUUACGCCUCCCCCCGCUGCAACGGACGAGCAGGAGCAGGAGAAGGGGCAGCAACCGCCUGUUCGCUCGGAGUCGCCGCCACAAUCUUCCAUCGAGGACAGGCGAUCUAACGUGAACAAGGAUCUCCGCAUACCGGAGCCUAUCAAGACUUUCGGCCAUCGGUACCUGCAGAAGGAGAGCAUGGUUCUCGUCAGUCUUGGCAGUAUGGACAUGCGGAAGCAUGUUGAGCCCGUCAAGCUUGACGACAUCCACAUCUCUGAUGCUCACGCGACGCAGCUUGACACUGCUCUCUCCGUCGUUGUCUCUGCUCAGGGGGCGUCUGGGGAACCAACCGUCAUUGACCUCCCAGUUCAGGAGAACAUCAGUACCGACCCCAUAACCUUCUCGACCAUGGACGCUUCUAGGGUUAAGCUUCUUUUCGACAUCGUCCCUACCUAUGCUGGUUCGAAGGAGCGCGUAGUCGGACGUGGUGUUGCCAUGCUGUCAAGUGUCAGGCAAAUGGUCGGCUCUGCAAGGAUGAACCUCAAGGGCGACAUCAGCGUCCCAAUCAUCGCUGCCAACACUUUGGAAGUCAUUGGAACCGUCAACUUCAACUUCCUCGUCAUUACGCCCUUCUCCCAUCCCAACCUGUCCAUCACGGAGAAUCAAACGUAUUGGAGGAGUAUGGCGUCGACCAUGGUCAUUGGACACAGAGGUUUGGGCAAGAACCUCGCAUCUCGGAAGUCCUUGCAAUUGGGCGAGAACACGCUUCAGUCUUUCAUUGCUGCUGCCAAUUUAGGAGCAUCUUAUGUUGAGUUUGAUGUUCAACUGACCAAAGAUCACGUCCCUGUCAUUUACCACGACUUCCUUGUUAGCGAAACUGGAAUUGACGCACCGGUGCAUACCUUGACGCUGGACCAGUUCCUCCAUGUGGGCGAGCAGAAGUCACCUCGUUCCUCAAGGCCGUCGUCUCCUGUUGAGGCCAAAGCUGAGAACAAGGAUCUCGCCAAAGUUCGGGCCCGGCCACGCUCGUACUCCGUCGAUGUCAAGAAGGAGAGUCAAUCCGACCUCAACGAACGCAUGAAGCAUACCCGCGAUUUCAAGACGAAGGGCUACAAAGGCAACAGCCGUGGCAACUUCAUCCAGGCACCCUUCACCACCCUUGAAGAGAUGUUCAGGAAGCUUCCUGAGUCGAUUGGCUUCAACAUUGAGAUGAAAUACCCAAUGUUGCACGAAUCUGAGGAGCAUGACAUGGACACAUACGCUGUCGAGUUGAAUUCUUUUGUGGAUACGAUCCUCAAGCAAGUCUACGAUCUCGGCUCAAAGCGCAACAUAAUAUUCUCGUCCUUCCAUCCCGACAUCUGCCUUAUGCUGUCCUUCAAACAGCCCUCCAUCCCCAUUCUCUUCCUCAGUGACGCGGGUACCUCCCCCGUCGGAGAUAUCCGGGCCAGCAGUGUUCAGGAAGCGAUUCGUUUCGCUUCACGCUGGAACCUCCUCGGUGUCGUCACUGCAGCGGAACCCCUGGUCAUGUGCCCACGCCUGGUCAGAGUCGUCAAGGAGUCUGGUUUGGUUUGCGUCAGUUAUGGCACACUGAACAACGACCCCGUAAACGUGCAGCGGCAAGUCAAGGAAGGCAUCGACGCCGUCAUCGUCGACAGCGUCCUCGCCAUCCGCAAGGGCCUCACCGCGCACGAAGAGGAGAAGAAGGCGAAGAAGGCGAGCGCCGCCGCCGUUGCGGCCGCCCAAGCGAACGGCGCCAACGGCACCAGCAGCGGUGUCGCCGCUGCAGCCGACGCAGCCGCCGCCGCCGUCGCCAAGGAGACGCAGAGCAACGGCGACCUGCCCCCGGAGAUCGCCCGCAUCGUCGACACGGUCAACGGCGUGCCCGUCUACGCCGCCCCCAAGGGCGAUGCCGCCGGCGGCGACCCCGUCAAUGGAGCUGUUUUCUAG
Messenger RNA from Diplodia corticola, 3690 nucleotides. RefSeq names its product glycerophosphodiester phosphodiesterase gde1. Gene Ontology annotation, biological process: glycerophospholipid catabolic process. NCBI's taxonomy places the organism in Eukaryota, Fungi, Ascomycota, Dothideomycetes, Botryosphaeriales, Botryosphaeriaceae. Gene Ontology annotation, molecular function: glycerophosphocholine phosphodiesterase activity; protein binding. The record is from RefSeq and is a predicted model, not a curated record. The coding region runs from base 1 to 3690 and encodes 1229 amino acids. The transcript has 9 exons.